GGAGGAGAGAAGAUGAUGAAGUUAACAAUGGUGGAAUAGCGAUUCUUCGACGACGAUGAUGGCGAGGUUUGUUUCUGUGUCGUCUUGUCAGUUUCAUUUCGGCUUCCGUGAGGUUUCUCCUCCGUCGGUAACUUCUUAUCCUAGACGAUUCGAGGUCUCUGAUCGGAGAUUUCCUGCGAUUCCGAUUAAAUGUUCUUCAUCUGAGCCGGAAAACGGUGAGGAUUCGGCACCGUCGCUGUCUUCCUCCUCCUCAUCGUCUACAAGUGAAGUAUCUACUAGUAACAGUUCGACAUACAACUGGUACACCGGAAUCGGCGGUAUUGGGAUGUUAGACACUGCGUAUUUGACUUACCUCAAGGUCACUGGCUCCGAUGCGUUUUGCCCUAUUGGUGGUGGCACUUGCGGUGAUGUCCUCAACAGCGAUUAUGCCGUCGUUUUCGGUGUUCCUCUUCCAGUGAUUGGAUUUGUUAUGUAUGGCGUAGUAACCGCUCUAAGUGCAGAGCUUGGGGAAGGGAAUCUACCUUUUGGAAUCAGUAAGAGCAAUGGGCGUUUCGCGUUAUUUGGGAUCACGACUGCAAUGGCAUCUGCUAGUGCAUAUUUCCUGUAUAUCCUUAGCACAAAACUCUCAGGAUCAUCAUGCCUGUAUUGUCUGGUGUCUGCUUUCUUAUCAUUUAGUCUAUUUUUCCUCUCUGUAAAGGAUGUGAAGUUGCAAGAAAUACAGCAAGUUGUAGGAUUGCAGAUAUGCUUAGCAAUCAUAGUAGUUGCCUCCUUGACUGCUUCUUACAGUACUGCUCAACCAAUCCCUUCACGCUCUGGUGACAUUGAACUGCCAUAUUUUAGAACAGAGAUCAGUUCAUCAUCGAGCCCUUAUGCUAUUGCUUUAGCAAAACAUCUAAACUCCAUUGGAGCUAAAAUGUAUGGGGCAUUCUGGUGUUCUCACUGCUUAGAGCAAAAAGAGAUGUUUGGAAGAGAAGCGGCAAAAGAACUGAACUACGUGGAAUGUUUUCCGGAUGGAUAUAAGAAAGGAACUAAGAUACUCAAGGCAUGUGCAGAUGCUGCGAUCGAAGGAUUCCCAACAUGGAUAAUAAAUGAUAAGGUGAGUAAAUCCUCUGAACCCCUUGUACAUUUCAUCACAUGUCAGUACCUAUUUCACCUCUUUUAUAAAUUAGGUCUUAAGCGGAGAAAUAGAACUCGCUGAACUAGCGGAGAUGACUGGAUUCAGCCUUGAUCAGGCAAAUGAGACCAAUCAACUUCAGUAAAUUUUGUAUUGGUGCAGAAAAUAUUAAGGUGAAUCCGUAAAUGUUGUUUACUUGAUCCUCCUGAUAGCUAUAGGGUGUUCUAUACAAAUUCAAGUAAUGAAAGUGCUUAUUGUUGCCAUAGGAGGUUACAACUUCAUCUGUAUCACUUAGCCUACACCAGAGCAUCACUAUUUUAUAAUUGAAAGAUUCAUAGGUUCUUCCAAAGAAUGUUAGGGUACUAUUAAUUCGAGAAUCUACAGCCAUCUAGUACUGGCUUUAUGUAAGUAUAAUGUCUAAAAGUAUGGUCUAUAUAAGAGAGUCACACAUGUAUUUUGUAUAUAUAUGCGUGUAGAGUAGUAGCAGAUAUAUGAUGUAUGGGAAACUUAGAGAAUUACGUUUACAAUAUUUGGUGCCCUAUUGAAUACCUUCCUUGAAUGUGCCUCCUCGGUAUUUUUCUAUUGUAAUGAUCCAUCCACAAGUUUCGCUGUUAUUAUCCGUUUAAUAUGCAGAAGAUAAUGUUUUUCCUUAUAUUUUUUAAAAGAUUCCAUUGGGCAUUGGAUAGAUAUGAACAUAGAGAUCUUUAUAAUCUUUAAUAAUUUGUAAGCUCAGAUUAGUUUAACUCAACAUCGGAUGGGAUGAUCCAAAAUAACGCCCAUCUUAUCCAAUAAUCUACAUGAAUCAUGUGAUGAGACGUAACGCUUAAGGCGGGGGGCGGGAAAAGAG
This is a messenger RNA of Arabidopsis thaliana (thale cress), 1961 nucleotides long. It is a transcript of the gene LTO1, whose product is annotated as NAD(P)H dehydrogenase (quinone)s. The record is from RefSeq and is marked reviewed. NCBI's taxonomy places the organism in Eukaryota, Viridiplantae, Streptophyta, Magnoliopsida, Brassicales, Brassicaceae. Gene Ontology annotation, molecular function: oxidoreductase activity. The transcript is spliced from 6 exons. Gene Ontology annotation, cellular component: chloroplast thylakoid membrane. The coding region runs from base 56 to 1198 and encodes 380 amino acids.